CAAUUGAAAAGAACCUAGAACUGUGGAAACAAAUGGUUUUAGGUUCAGAAAUCGGUCAAAAGUGUUGUGUUCGGGCAAAAAUUGAUAUGCAAUCAGCAAAUGGAUGUUUACGRGAUCCUACAAUAUAUCGUUGCAAACCUGAACCCCAUCCAAGAACCAGUGAUAAAUAUAAGGUAUAUCCAACUUAUGACUUUGCUUGUCCUAUUGUGGAUAGUCUUGAAGGUGUWACUCAUUGUUUGCGUACCACAGAGUAUACUGAUCGUGAUGCACAAUAUUAUUGGUUUUGUGAUGCAUUAAAACUUGGUACUCGCAGCAAUGAAACCAGACCUUAUGUGUGGUCGUAUUCAAGAUUAAAUAUGACUAAUACUGUUCUGUCGAAAAGAAAGUUGACUUGGUUUGUUGAGCAAGGCUAUGUUGAUGGAUGGGAUGAUCCACGUAUGCCAACUGUUCGUGGUGUAUUAAGGAGAGGAAUGCAGGUGGAAGCAUUGAAACAAUUUAUAGUUGCCCAAGGAUCUUCCAGAACUGUUACAGCUAUGCAAUGGGAUAAAAUUUGGUCAUUAAACCGCAGUAUUGUUGAUUCAAUAGCACCAAGGCAUACUGCUUUGUUAUUAUCUAAUUCAAAUAAAGACAAUGCAGUAUUAUCUUAUCCACCAGUUGAAGUUGUGGUAGAGAAUGUUGAAAAACCAUAUAAAAUUAACAAUGUCCCUAAACAUCCUAAAAAUUCUCAAUUAGGAUUAAAAAAUUGUGUCUGGGCUGGACCUAAAAUUCUUAUAGAUUACARUGAUGCAGAGUUAUUAGAAGCUGGACGUCGAGCAACAUUUAUUAAUUGGGGUAAUCUUUUGAUAAACCGCAUWGAAAGAAACCAAAAUGAUAAUAAAAUAGAGAGAAUUUAUGCAGUCUCUGACCUUGAAAACACAGAUUUCAAAUCUACAGUGAAAGUUACGUGGCUACCAAAAACUGAUUAUUCAGAUUCUGACCAAGUUUUGCCUAUUCUGAUACCAGUCGUUUGUGUUUAUUUUGAUCAUUUAAUAAGUAAAGCAGUAUUAGCCAAAGAUGAAGAUUUCAAGCAAUACUUAAAUAUAGAAAAUAGUCGUUGGGAACUACAAAUGUUAGGUGAUUCAGAAUUGAAAGACUUAAAAAAAGGUGAAGUGAUUCAGUUGCAACGUAGAGGCUAUUUUAUUUGUGAUUCAACGUACCAGCCAUACAGAAAAAUAUUUGAACACGGAAUAAUUAUGACAAUAUCUGCUUUUAUAUUUGCAAGUGAAGGAAAAACAGCUGAAAAAGUAACUACUAGUCUUUUAAAACUAAUAUUUACACUUGAAUUAGYUUCUGAAUACAGCUGGAAAGGACAAAAGGGAUUGAUNGGUGUGGGUGUUAGUACAGCAAAUGAAGUCAGAGAUAAUUUGAUUAGAACUUGCUUAGAUGUAUGUAACCGAUUAAAAGGAGACAUUGUGUUAGACAAUGAUGAUGAAAAUGACAAUAGCGUUAUUCAAAAUCGUAAUUCUAACUUAAUGAUAAGAGCGGAUACCGAUUUGCGAGAUAAUUAUUCACCUGGUUGGAAAUUCAACCACUGGGAGUUGAAGGGGGUUCCAUUGAGGUUAGAAAUUGGACCAAAAGAUUUGGAUCGAAACCAAAUUGUAGCUGUUCGGCGAGAUAAUGGAGAGAAAAUAACUAUCCCCUUAGAUGGACGUACAAAAGACGAUGGAGAAGACAAGAUGGUUGUAAGAAUAACAGAGUUAUUGAAUCAAAUACAGCAUGAUAUGUACACUAAAGCAGAACAGGAAAUGAAAGAAAAUGUUGUGAUAUGUCGUAAAUGGUCGGAGUGUGGUGCACAUUUAGCAGCUAAACGUUUACUAUUAAUACCGUUUUGUGGACGUCCAAUUUGCGAAGAUAACAUCAAACGGGAUACUACAUUGGACGACGGUACUGCAGAAGUGGGAGCUUCGACAAUGGGAGCAAAAUCGUUAUGUGUGCCAUUUGAACAGCCCAAGGGAGCAGAAAUAUUAAAAUCCAAUGAUCAAUGUAUACAUCCAGAAUGUGGGCAGCCAGCAGGGUCGUUUACCUUAUUUGGCCGCAGUUAUUAAAUAAAAUGUUCACUAAAUGAAACUGAGAAUGUCUGGCUUUUGUGUAAAAAUUUAAAAAUUUAUGUUCAUGAUUAAAUAAAAUAUAAUAAUUUGUAAAUAGUUA
Molecule: messenger RNA, 2187 nt
Organism: Diuraphis noxia (Russian wheat aphid)
Lineage: Eukaryota; Metazoa; Arthropoda; Insecta; Hemiptera; Aphididae
Product: bifunctional glutamate/proline--tRNA ligase-like
Biological process (GO): translation; glutamyl-tRNA aminoacylation; prolyl-tRNA aminoacylation
Cellular component (GO): aminoacyl-tRNA synthetase multienzyme complex; cytoplasm
Molecular function (GO): glutamate-tRNA ligase activity; ATP binding; proline-tRNA ligase activity
Source: RefSeq, a predicted model, not a curated record